Messenger RNA from Danio rerio (zebrafish), 1583 nucleotides. It is a transcript of the gene amy2al2, whose product is annotated as amylase alpha 2A-like 2. NCBI's taxonomy places the organism in Eukaryota, Metazoa, Chordata, Actinopteri, Cypriniformes, Danionidae. Gene Ontology annotation, molecular function: catalytic activity; alpha-amylase activity; amylase activity. The record is from RefSeq and is marked provisional. Gene Ontology annotation, biological process: carbohydrate metabolic process.
CACAAUGAUGCUCCUGAUUCUGGUGGCCAUCUUUGGGCUGGGUUUGGCCCAGCACAACCCAAACACGAAAAAUGGUAGAACGUCCAUUGUUCAUCUGUUUGAGUGGCGUUGGGCAGACAUAGCUGAAGAAUGCGAGAGAUAUCUGGCACCAAACGGCUAUGGAGGAGUUCAGAUCUCUCCCCCAAGUGAACACGUCAAGCUGACCAAUCCUUGGCAUCCUUGGUGGCAGAGAUAUCAACCAAUCAGCUAUAACCUGUGCUCCAGAUCAGGAACUGAAGCAGAACUUAAAGACAUGAUCACACGCUGUAACAAUGUUGGGGUGAACAUUUACGCUGAUGUGGUCAUCAAUCACAUGUGUAAAUCAAUUCAUGGAGCUGGAACUCCUUCAAGCUGUGGAUCACAUUUUGACGCCAAUAAGGAAGACUUCCCCACUGUUCCCUACUCAUAUCUGGACUUCAAUGAUGGCAAAUGUAAAUCUGCCAGCGGGCAAAUUGAAAGCUACAACGAUAUUUACCAGGUCAGAGAUUGCCGUUUGGAAGACCUCCUGGAUUUGGCCCUGGAGAAGGACUAUGUUAGAGGAAAGGUGGCUGAAUACCUGAACAAGCUGAUUGAAUUGGGUGUUGCUGGAUUCAGAGUAGAUGCUUGUAAGCACAUGUGGCCUGGAGAUCUCAGUAACGUCUACAGCAGGCUCAAGACCCUGAAUACCAAAUGGUUUCCAUCUGGUACUAAACCCUUCAUUUAUCAAGAGGUUAUUGAUUUAGGUGGGGAGCCCAUUAAAGCCAGCGAGUACUACGGGCUGGCAAGAGUGACAGAGUUUAAACACAGUGCGAAAAUAGGCACAGCGGUCCGUAAAUGGGAUGGAGAGAAGCUAAGCUAUCUGAAGAACUGGGGAGAGGGCUGGGGUUUCAUGCCCUCUGAUAAAGCUUUGGUUUUUGUGGACAAUCAUGAUAAUCAAAGGGGCCAUGGUGCUGGUGGAGCUUCCGUUCUGACAUUCUGGGACUCCAGGCUUUAUAAGAUGGCAGCAGGAUUCAUGUUGGCUCAUCCAUACGGUGUGACAAGAGUAAUGUCUAGUUACCAAUGGGAUCGUAAAAUUGUGAAUGGAAAGGAUGAGAAUGACUGGAUGGGACCUCCAAGCUUUUCUGAUGGAUCCACUAAGCCUGUACCCAUCAACCCAGACUCCACCUGUGGCGACGGCUGGGUAUGUGAGCACAGAUGGCGCCAGAUUAGAAAUAUGGUGAUUUUCCGUAAUGUAGUCAACGGUCAGCCCCUCUUCAACUGGUGGGACAACGGUAAUAGUCAGAUUGCCUUUAGCCGUGGCAGCAAGGGAUUUAUUGUCAUCAAUAAUGAUAAUUGGGAACUGAAUGCGACACUGAACACUGGCCUGCAGUCAGGCACGUACUGUGACAUCAUCUCUGGAGAAAAGAGUGGGAACAGUUGCACAGGGAAACAGGUGUCAGUGGAUUCUGAUGGAAAAGCCACCUUCAGCAUCAGCCACACAGAAGAAGAUCCAUUCAUGGCCAUCCAUGCUGACUCAAAACUGUAGAUUCAGUCACAAUGAAUUAUAAUAAAGCAACUGAAAAUGG